AUGCGUGGCGUCCGCAGCGAAGACAAGAAGCGGAAGCCGUCGCGCGACUUCCCGGCGCACGCGCAGGUGCCGGUCGGCAAGGUCCACCCCAAUGGGGUCUCCUCCAAGGUGCGCGUGGAGCUCAACACGUCGGCGCCGUCUGUGCCGCCGAUGCGCGACCCGUUCCACAUCCUCAACUUUGACGAAGACGACGGCACCGGCCGGUCCAUGCCGCGCACGGGUUCCGUCAUGUCGGUAGAUUCGGUCUCCUCCAUGCUGUCGGUGGACGAGUCGUUCCAGUUCUCGGGCGUCGAUGAGAUGGAAGAGGACGAGGAGGACGUGUCGAAACUCCCGAAGGACCAGCGGCCGGCGCAACCCGCUGACGAGCGCGAGUACUUCGAGCGCAUGUGGGCUGAAAACUUCAAGAACUCGGAGGCGCAGGUCAACAGCACCACCGGGUACCUGCCGGUGGGCGCGGCCGGCCGCCUGAACCGCAUCAAGGGCUUCUCCUUCGCGCGCGACUCGGUGUCGCACAAGCUGUACGCUGUCUUCCGGCUGGAGAUCGAGUGCAUCGUGAGCGAGAAGCAGUGGACGAUCUACCGCCGCUUCCACGACUUCAAGCAGCUCGCGCACCAGCUCAAGAACGAGUCGGUGCGCGUGUCGGCGGUGCCCACGCGGACGCUGAUGCGGUCGCUGGACCCGAAUUUCCUUCGGAAGCGGCAGCUUGAGCUCGACAGGUGGCUGCGUGAAGUCCUCAUGCUCAUCAGUCUGGAGAACUGCAAAGUGGACACCGAGCGCUACACGGAGUGCUGUGGGAAUCGCGGCUUCCACGCAAGCGUGCGUCUCAUCCGCAACUUCCUGACGCACAAGGCGAACGAGCCGCCGAUUUUCGAGGAAUCGUCGUCGUCCUUGUCGUCGUCGGGGUCCAACGUGCUGUCCAACUCGUCUAGUGGCUUUUCCUUCUCGAAUUCGGGGUCGGGUCGGCCGCCGCUGUUUAGCUCAGCAGAACAGAAAACCGACUCGGAGUCGUUCGACAUGGAGGAGGCUACGAGCAGCUCACGUGGACGGAGAAUCCGUGUCGGCUCUGCCGACCAGCUGUCAACAAGUUCUCGUGGUGGCCGCGUACGAGUAGACUCGGCCGACCAGGGUAGCUCGCGUAGUGGUAGAGCGCGUGUUGCUUCAGCUGAUCAUGGUAGAUCGCACUCGCGUGGAGAGAGGUCCCGAGGAAGGUCGUUGCCGAAGGAAGAGCAUAUGGAUGACGGCCGGGCCGCGCCCUUUAAUGCGUCCACGGUGGCUGAACAGCGACGAAGUGUGGUGCUGCAGGAUGUCGAGGACGACGAUGAAGAAUUUGAUGGCGAGGGGUCCAGGCGACGAAGUAACAAGGUCUCGCUUAAGCAGUUCGACGUGUUGCGUAUGAUCGGCAAAGGAUCUUUUGGCAAGGUGCUGCUGGUGCGGAAGAAGCAUUCAUCACAAUUGUUCGCCGUCAAGAUUCUCAGCAAGCCAGCGAUCGUGAAAAAGCAGCAAGUCGAGCACACGCGCACCGAACGGCGCGUGUUGGCAGCGGUGUCGCAUCCGUUUGUAGUGUGCCUACACUAUGCCUUCCAGACGAAGGACAAGCUGUACUUCGUACUUGACUACUGCCCCGGUGGAGACCUUUUCUUCCACCUCAGUCGAUGCGGAUGCUUCCCUGAAGCUAUGGCGAAGUUCUACGCGGCUGAGAUCGUUCUGGCGCUGAUCCACUUACACGAGCAGGGCAUCGUAUACCGAGACCUCAAGCCAGAAAAUAUUAUGCUGGAUGUGGAUGGCCACGUGAAGCUUGCAGACUUUGGUCUGGCCAAGGAGGGCAUCACCAGCGAACUCAAUGGGACGUACACGAUGUGUGGUACGCCCGAGUACUUGCCACCUGAGAUUCUAAACCGUGCCGGUCAUGGUACAGCCGUAGACUGGUGGAAUCUGGGCAUGGUGCUUUACGAAAUGCUAACGGGGCGGCCGCCGUGGUACACGCAGGACCGACAAGAGCUGUUCAACCGUCUCCGUGGCGCGCAGCUUGAAUUUCCUCAAGGUUUGACGCCGGAGGCGAUGAACCUGAUUGAAGGGCUGCUCACGCGUGAUCCAGCCAAGCGCCUUGGUGCUAUCGAUGUGCGUGAGAUCACGUAUCACCCCUUCUUCGCGGAGAUCGACUGGAAUCUGCUGUAUAAUCGCCAGGUGCAGCCACUGUACCGCCCAUGCCAGUACACAGACCCCAUCGACGCUGCCAACUUCGAGGAAGAGUUUACGAAGCUGCCUCUCACCCAGAUCGACAGUGCCGGUCUCAGUGUCGCUACGAGCGAGCUGCAGGAGAAGAAUGGCGACGAUGGAACUUCUGGGGCCGACGGAAGGGACCCAGCUGAAAACGCUGCCGCUGCUGCUGAGGCAGCGGGCAUGGGAGCAGGUAUGCCCAACGGCAUGGCUGGAAGCACCGGCACGAGCAUGAGCAGCAGCGAGCGCAACAGCACGCUCCGCAACCUCUCGUACACGUUCGCCGGCUUCACGUACGAUGGCACGAACCCGUCCUUGGCGCGCUCAGGCAGCUUCGCGCAAUCAUAA
Molecule: messenger RNA, 2565 nt
Organism: Phytophthora sojae
Lineage: Eukaryota; Oomycota; Peronosporomycetes; Peronosporales; Peronosporaceae
Exons: 2
Coding region: 1-2565 (854 amino acids)
Biological process (GO): protein phosphorylation
Molecular function (GO): ATP binding; protein serine/threonine kinase activity; phosphatidylinositol binding
Source: RefSeq, a predicted model, not a curated record